GUCGGAGAGCCUCAGUUUACUAGUGGCGGUGGUUGAGACAGGGUGUUGCGUCUCCUCUCCCUUCGGUCUGACUGGUGGCAUCGCUCGCCUCGCUGAGUGCGCUGACUCGUUUUACCCUCUCGUGAACACUUCUUAUUGCACGUUUAUGGGUGUGCACCAGGUAUGGAGAGCGGGAGGACAGCAGGCGAGGGCCGCGAGGGACGUGGCCUGGUGGCGGGAGUGAGAGCAGCCCUCAGAGGCAAACCUAAGGCUGCCCCCAAGCCUCGGUGUGACGGACCCGACCUUGACGAGGCCCAUUGCCACACACCCUUACCACCCUCUGCUUCCGCCGCCAGGAGCCAAAGGUCCCCUCGGUCGCCCAUUCUUGGCUGGAGGAAGUUGAAGCACAAAGAAAGCCAUAAAGGAAAGGAAUGUGCGAGAAUAGAGGAGGCGAGGGUAUCUGACAGAAACGGUCAGUGUUCCCGCUCACAGGCACUCAGACUCAGCCACCACAGCACAGCAAACUACACCAACUACACCCUGAGCUCCGGUCUGGGGCGGGUCGCGUCCUCGGAGCAGACAAAUAGUUGUUUCAACAGAAAUAUAGAAAAUCACAUUCGGCCUCGAGAAAUGUCUCCUUCAUGGCAGGUCUCCAAAGAUAACAUGUCGAAAAAGCUGGACGAAGAUGAUAGUGAAUCCUGCCGUCCGGAGAACCUAAUGGAGAAAUGUGUGAAUGGUGGCGCAGUGUGCAAGGCGCCGGAAGGCAGUGACAGUGCCAAGGCGACACCAGGUAGUGACAUGUGCGGUGGCCAUAAAGGGACGGUGGUGAGUCACGUGCGGGAGUGGGCGGGCGUGGAGGGAGAGGGAGAAUAUGACGGGGAAUUGUGUAUAAAUGAAAAGAACGAUGGAGAUGUAAUAGAGACGCUAUUAACUGACGAUGCAUUCCAAGACAACAGGCGUCUGGAGGAGGCGCGGAGGACCCGGGAGCGAGAGCCAUGGCUGCGCUCCGCUCUGGCCUACAGUCUGAGGGUGCCACAGUGCCCCAGGAACGAGGUGGUUGUGCUUGCCCUCGGGGUGGACCAGUACGUGGAGGAAGUAUUUCGAUUCCUGGACCAAGCUGGAUCAGGGAAGGUCGGGGUGGAGGAUUUUCACGCCUUGUGUCGAGUCUUGGGCUUGGAGGACGAGGGAGUGAAGAACGAGGGACAAAAAUGCCGAUGCUUGGGCUCGACCUUGACGUUGCUCGGUUCUCUGAACGACUCUGCCGCCAGUGACACGGUGGCGGAGGCUCCCUGUGCCGCUCACCUCAGCUUCAGGGAGUUCCGGGAGAGGCUGUGUGAAGUGUUCAUACGCAACGCUGAUGCUCACAGUCUGCUGUCCCUUGGGGCUCGCAGACCCAUCAAUGCUCCCCUUGUAAACUCGGUGGUCAGCGUCCAGCGUCGGUAUGAAGUACUGGAGGCCAUCUCACGCAAGUUGGCUGAGGUGACGGCGCGCCUUAAGUGUGAAGAGGAGAGGCUAAAAGAUGAAAGCAGCGAACCGGUGUGUGGCAAAUGUCAACAAAUGAUUCAUGUCGACAGCAACUCAAACAUCUCGCCGCGUCCUCGGCAUGUUGAAGUCUCAUUCCUCCAGUGGCAAGUUCUUCUUCAGCAACAGGAAUUACAGUGUCUGCGGGAGGUGAUUGAUGACCUGCGUGUUGCCCUACAGAGCUCAGAUGCAGAGAACCUUGCGUUGCAGGUGCAGGCCCUGAAGCUUGCCCGCUGGCGGCAGGGAGUGUCCCUCCAAGACUUAUCGUUGACUGACGAAGAGGACACCAUCGACAACCUGCUACAGCAACUGGCAGAUUUGGGUUCUCAGUCCAUGCUUGCUGCCCCUCCAUCACAGCCUCAAAAGACGAAGGAAAAACCUGCUCCCUCUCCAGACACUGAGCGAUCAACAGCUCCCAAGCGUGACCCGCCUGGCAAAACCUUCCCGUCAGGUGACACCUCCCUGGAGGAUGAACUGCAGGCCACUUAUGAGGCACUGCAGACAGCGAGGGAGCAGCAAGAGGCCACGCAGGCUGACCUACAGCAGACUGUGAGUCAGCUUCAGCAGCGAGAAGCUGAGCUUAAGAAAGUAGAGAGCAGCCUCGAAACAGCUCAGUCUGCCCUGGGUCAAGCACACGCUGACAAUCUUAACCUGGUGACGGAGAUGGCGGAGGCACGCACCAGCCUGCAGGACAGUCACUCCAGGUUGGCUGAGGCGCUGAACGAGCUGCAGCAGGCCAAAGACAUCAUAAUGCAGAAGGAAAAGCACCUGGAGGAGACGCAACUCCGGCUGGACCAACUUAAGGAUUCCAACGGCAAAAACCCACACCACCACACACUCCCUUGUCUUCAAUCAAGCAGGCACGCUCCUCCAGGCCUCGGUCAACACUCGCCUCCUCCGGUCAGAGAUCGAGUGGUGGCGCGCGUGGGGACAGCCCGAGAGCUGGUGGCGGGCAGCCUGGGCCAGGUGCGGGCCGGGGAACACGCCCUGGUCGCCCUCGCCGCCCACACCGCCCGCACCAGGCUGGAGGACGCGCGGCGGGCUGACAGCGGCCUGUACAGCGAGGACAGCGAGCGGGACGAGGACACCUGCCAGGACCGGUCUUCGGAGCACGCGUCAGCUUCUGAGGAAGAUUUGUGGUCCUUACGGGGAAGUGACAGCUGCCCUAAGUCCCAGUCUGAUCCUGCAGCACCCACAGCACUGUCACCGCCUUGGAUUUCUACUGAGAGAAACAGCUGCAACAACAGCAGUAACAGCAGCGAUGACGGCUAUAAAACAGAAGCAGGCGAGCUCUCCCACGCCAGCCCCCGCUUCACCGACCCCACGCUCACCUCCAACUGCACCUCCACCGAAAUCAUCGAGGGGCUGGAGCGGGAGCUGGAGUGGCUGCAGCACACCCUCGAGGAGGCAGAGAAGGAAUGUGAAGAGGAAUCAUCACAGCAAGCCAAAGAGGAGCUCAUGGCAAAGGAGACUCAGCCGACAGGGGAGUUGAAAGUAUUACAUGUGGAGGAAAGCGACAGGGCGCGACUCUCUCAUCUCGAGGAACAACUCAAGCAGUUGCUGGAGGCGCUCAUAUCCGUAGCGGAUAUGAAUCUGUCUCGGCGGACCCUGGGCAGGCUGGUGCUGGAAGCCGUGCAAGACGCCUCGGGCCCGGAGGCAAGCACGGCGAGGCCAGGCGCUGAAGACGAGGUCCCUCCAAUAUCCCUUCUGACCAGACUGCUGGCCUCGCUGCCCCUUCACUCCCCGCCCAAGCAGCGGGAAGAGACCACCGAAUGGCUAUUCCACAGCGCCCUUCGAGGACUGGCUCACCCUGCCGAGGCGAGGGAGCGGGUCGAGGCAACCAUGGGAUAAUUAAGGACUAACGUGACAAGCUGAACCGUGACCUUAUGGCAGACCAGUAAAUGAGAGGUACUCUAUGAGGUCACGACACAAUGGGGCAACACACUCCUCGUUGACCUUCCCACAGUGGCUGGGGUGAGGGCACACAGGUGAGCCACGCACACCACCACCAUCGCAACGCAGCCUGUGUCCCUGAUCCCGGCCUUCCUCUGCCAGGUGGGGAAGUUCUCCGCGGGAACAGACGCAGCUAAAUUGUCUCCACCUGCGCCUCCCUUAGUGCGAACUAAACUCGACGGCGGAACAAGACUGCGACAGUGGAAACGAAAUAACAACAACUGAGGUGUUAAGAAUAUACAUUUGUACAGUUAAGAGGAAUAUAUGAAUGAAUAUUUAUUAAUUGAAUAAGGAAUGACGACUGAAAUAUCGUAAAUACAAGAACAAAUCUACAAACUACAUAUAAGUUUGCAAUAACGAUACUUUGCUGAACUAAUCAACAAAUCUGUCACUGAGUGGUGUACAUGCAUUUAUCAAUCAUGAACCAUCGCAACACUGAAAACUGCACAGCUCAUCAGUCCCUGUCAGCUCGGCGUGCUGCCACAGUGAGGCCGAGGAGUUCCCACAAGUACCGUCACACGUGUUGUGGCGAAGCGCGCGGCGUGGCGGUGAGGGAGGCACGAGGAAGCCUGGCCGCUCUGCUCACUAUAUUGACGAUAGUGAUCAAGGAGGAGUGGGCGCCAGGCAUUACAAACGCCUUCUUGGUCUCCAGUCUUCGUGUCGCCGCGGAGGAGUCAGCUUCACCACACAAAGGAAUAACAAACAACAGACCUACUGGCUCUUACGAACCUAAAUGUGACAAACCCUACAUUCUAUAACACAAGACAACGAGUCGUGAGUCGGUAAAGGCAAAGUUUCUCUCCACCACCAGUAACAAUACAUCAGAAUCAGCACCAACAACAGAAAAUAUCGCAGAAAAAUCUAGUGAAAGGUGUCACAGUAAGGGCAACACAUGUCAUUGAGAGCCUUUGCAAAGGCUAAUCCCACGAACAUUACUGGACUGGACAAAGGCACAACCCGAUUAUAAGGAAGGAUAAGGACGCACUCUGCCGGGACACAGCCAACGCGAAAUCAAAUGUUUGCCUGAAAAUCUGAAUAGUGUUUAAAAAAUGCAUAUUAAGCGCUUUAUUUUUAACACAAGACUUCUCCUUCUUUAGUUCCUCCUUUAAUAGCUUUGAUAGUCUCUUGUUUCCUAGUCUCCUGAUGUUUUGUUGUAGAUAUGUAAAAUAAAGUACUUGAUUAAUGAUA
This is a messenger RNA of Portunus trituberculatus (swimming crab), 4641 nucleotides long. RefSeq lists its product as uncharacterized. The record is from RefSeq and is a predicted model, not a curated record. The transcript is spliced from 8 exons. NCBI's taxonomy places the organism in Eukaryota, Metazoa, Arthropoda, Malacostraca, Decapoda, Portunidae. The coding region runs from base 163 to 3351 and encodes 1062 amino acids. Gene Ontology annotation, molecular function: calcium ion binding.